This is a messenger RNA of Didymodactylos carnosus, 2424 nucleotides long. The record is from the annotation of a GenBank genome assembly. NCBI's taxonomy places the organism in Eukaryota, Metazoa, Rotifera, Eurotatoria, Philodinida, Philodinidae.
AUGGCAUCUGGAACAGUAUUUGGCCAGCUGAUUAUUUAUGAAUUGUACAAUAACGAGUGUGAUCAAGUUUUUGAAGAACUACUUCGUUUAUCUGAUCAUAACGGAGCUAUAUUUGGUAUUAGCUACAAUAACGAAAACCACUCAUUAUGUACUGUUGGCGAUGAUAGAACUGUUAAGGUAUACAAAUUCGAUAAACAAUUGACACUUGAUCCCGUGUGUUCGUUUUUUGGUCAUGAAGCACGAAUAUGGAAGUCAUGUUUAACACAAUCGACAAUAAUAACAGCCGGUGAAGAUUCAUCCAUUCGUGUGUGGUCAUACAAUGGUCAAAUGUUACAUCGUUAUGUCAAUUAUCGUUGUAAAAAUGUUUGGUCAAUUGAUAUAGUUAACUGUAAUUCUAUUGUGAGUGGAUGGAGUGAUGGUGGAUUGAGGCUCUACCAUUUAGAUACAAAUUCGCUCGAUUCACAUCAUUCAUUAUUAGAAAUAAACGAUGAUUUUCCUCGAAAUGUUUGUUUUAUCUCAAGUUCAUCGAUUAUUUGUCAUAUGGAUAGCGGAAAAUUGAUGCGAUUGAAUUUAGAUGGAGAAAUAGAGAAAAAUGAGUUAUUUUAUGAUGGUACGAAUAAUUUGAAGAGCUAUGCUACAAUGAUGAUAAGCCCAUAUUAUAAACAAUUAGCUAUUGGGACAUUAAGUGGACUCGUAUUGUUGUUUAAUCUAGAAAAAUAUAUCGCUGGUGGUGAGAAUGUUCGACAGUUUCAAGCCGAUACAAAUAAAAUAUUUCAAGUAUUGUGGCCGAAAAUUAUUGUUAAUGGUGAAAAUUAUAUCAGAGAAGAACCAUUACUAGUUUGUCUGACGAAUGGUCUGAUGUCUUUGUACGAUGUUGCUGGUAUACCCACAAUUCUUCAACGCUUUCAAUUACCAAAAGGACGGCAAUCAUGGCCAAACACAUGCUUGUGGUUGAAACAGGAGAAUUUAUUUAUCGUUGGCGAUAGACAAGGUAAUAUUGCUUGUUAUACAUUAAAUAAUACUGACGACGUUUUAUCAUACUCACAACUAUUUCGUGAAUUACAUGGAAAAAAUGGCGUAUCAUCCAUUGAUCUAUUCUACGAUGAUCGAUUGAUAUGUUCGUGUGGAAAAGAUGGUAUCUAUAAUUUGUUUGAAGUGUGCGAAGAACCGUCUUCACUCACACUGAAAUCAUCGUCGACAUUAUCAACUAGCAUUGGUUGGUUAAAUAGUCUAUUAGUAACAUCAUCAGCUCGAGGCACACAACAUUUAUUUACCUGUUAUCAAUCAAGUAAAUUUUGUCUAUAUUCAUUGGAACAAAAACGUUCAUUUAUGGAAGUUGAGUGUGGAGGUGGACAUCGAAGUUCUGAUUUUUAUUUGCAUGACAUGGUGGUGGGCAAAUUAGUUUAUAUAAGAAAUAAAAAUGUCUAUAUUGCCACAAAAAAUUUGAAAAAUAGUUUAAAUGAUAUUUGCUUAACGACACCAACCCAUGGAACAGAAAUACGUUGUGUUAAAUUAUUUAAACCAGAAAUAUUGCAUAGUAUUGUCACAUUACAGAGACAUUUAUCAGCUGUUUGCGAUAUAUCUGUUAUCGAAUCUUCAUCAUUAUCGUCUUAUUUUUUAUUCUCAUGUGGUGCACGAGCUCAAAUUUGUGCAUGGAAAGUGACAUCACAAGCCAAAUUAAUUAAUGUAACAAAUGUAGGGGACUUUAUGCUUCAUCCACUGAAACGCACGAAGAAAAAAUCAUUAAUUAAUGGAGAACAACCGAUGAACGAUACUGAAUUAGAUGUACGAUUCACAAGUAUCACGGUUAUGCCAGUUCAUCAAGAGAAAAAUGGGGAAUCAUUUUUAGUUUUUGUUUCGUCAUCUGAUUCUUUCUUACGUGUAUUGCAUUACCUACCAUCAUUAAAACGAUUUAUUCUGUUACAUUGUUAUUCGUAUACCAAUCAUUGUUUGUUAUCUUUAACAUCGUACAUUCCAAAAAACUAUAUAUUUACAGCGGCAACCGAUGGAAGCGUAUGUGUUUAUGAUUUUACAGUAUUAGUAGACAAUGUUGAACUUGUAAGAGAUAACAAUAUCCGUUAUUCAUCAAUAACAGUUCAUCAAUCAGGUGUUAACGAUAUAGACGUUCGACAGUGUGAAAAUGAUCUAUUACUUGUAUCAACUGUCGGUGAUGAUGGAUCUGUUUUUCUUCUCAGACUAGACAAUGACUUAUCUUGGUCAAUCGUAACAUCGUUCUUAUUCGCUCAUCAAUCACCUGCCACAGUUAGAUUUCUAUCUGAUAGUGUAUUUGUGUCUAUUGGCAUUGAUCAACGAUUAAAAUUUUGGAAUAUGGAUGUACAUCAUUGUCAGAUUGAUAAUUAUAGGACAACGUUAGUUGAUAUUACAGAUAUUUUAUCAAUGGAUGUUCUGCAUGUAAAGAAGUGA